AGGGAGUUUUCUGAAGAAUAUUGUGAAUGUUGUAUUAAAAGAAAUAAACAACGUGCCAUUAGUAGUUGCAAACCAUCCAGUUGGUCUGGAAGAAAUGGAACAAGACUUUGAGAUGAACACACUCCAAUCUGAUCAGGCUGUACAAAUUGUGGGAAUUUGGGGCAUGGGUGGCUCUGGCAAAACCACACUUGCCAAACAUCUUUACAACAAAAAGUCCUCAUCCAUGCAGAGGUCCAGUUUUAUUUUUGAUGUUAGAGAUGGUGCAACCAAAGGCGUGUUACAGAAAAAGCAGAUUCAACUCCUUAAUGACCUUGGUGUCAAAAAAGAUAUAAAAUUUGACAAUAUAGAACAAGGGAAGGCAUUUCUUACAAGGCAUUUGACAUCUGUCAGGGUGCUCAUUGCUCUAGAUGAUGUGGAUGAUGUAGAUCAACUGGAUGCUCUGUUGCCUGUAAAAGACACCCUUGGAUCGGGUAGUCUUAUCAUUGUUACAACACGGGAGAAGGAAGUCCUCAGAUCUAAGGGCAUAUCCCGUGUGUAUGAAAUGAAAGCACUUGAUCAACUUUAUGGAAGGCAGCUUUUUUCUUGGCAUGCUUUCUCAAAAUCCAUUCCUCUAGUUGGAUUUGAAAAACUUGUUGAAAGGUUUGUAGAGGUUUGUAGAGGAUUACCCCUGUCUCUCAAGAUAUUUGGAGCACAGUUAUAUGGAGAGUUUCGCAAAGAAUACUGGGAGUCUCUAUUGGAUAAGAUCUCCAGAAUAUUGCCUGAUGGUAUUAAAGAGAAACUCAAAUUGAGUUAUGAUGUUCUUGAUUAUGAAGAGAAAGAGAUGUUUCUUGACACUGCUUGUUUCUUUAUAGGAGAGGAAAACAGUUUGGCAAUUGAAAUAUGGAAUGGAUCAGGUUGGAGCGGUCUACAUGGUUGGGAAAAACUAUUGAAUAAAUGUUUGGUUGAACUCGACCAAUACAAUUAUAUAAAAAUGCAUGAUCAUUUAAGAGAUUUAGGAAGGGAAAUUGCAAAUCAGCAUUCACCUUACCGACUUUGGCUACCCCAACAGAUUAUUAAUACUGAGAAUCAAACAGAGACAAGAAAUGACAUCCGAGGAAUAAUGGCCGUCUCAAGCGAAAUAAAAACUUGGUUUUGCCAUGAGCGCGGAAAGUCCUUCCCCAUAAUGAGCCGUUCCAGCAGGGUCAGCUCGGACGGUGAACUCAUGGGCAAUCCUAUUGGAAGAAAUUUGUCACUCGUGCCCUCUAUACUUGGACCGAGGAUUUUUGUGAUUAGACGAGAUUAUUUCAAUAGAACAAUGGGUGAAGUAUCACAAGGGCUGGUCUGGCUUCGCUGGUUUCAAAUUGGGCAGAGAAAUCUUUCAUCAAGGUUUUCAUUCAAAAGAUUGAGGGUUUUAGAAUUAUAUGAAGACGGAGAGGAACAUCACUUAAAAGAUCUGUGGGAGGCUGACAAUGCUCCUCUGCAGCUGAGAGAGUUAGUCAUUUCAGGAUGCCUCAAAUUCCAAAGAUUUCCAAACUCAAUAGGACGUCUCAAUGUGUUGAAAAAGAUAGUAAUCAUAAAUGGCUUCAAUAUUCGAAGCCUUCCUGAAGAAUUUUGCCGUCUUCAAUCAUUGGAGCACUUGCAAUUAAAAUACUGUAAAAAGCUAUCAUCAUUACCCACUAGUUUUGGCAAUUUGAGAAAUCUGCGGUUUCUGGAUUUAAGCUGGUGUACGCAAUUGAGUAUGUUGCCAGAUUCUUUUAAGAAUUUGAUGCUCCUACAAUAUCUCGAUCUAUCUUUGUGUGAACAGCUCAAACUUAGGCCAGAGGAUUUCCAAAACAUCACAAAGCUGGAGCAUUUGGAUCUAUUUGGUUGUGUGCGAGUGGAACAAUUGCCUUCUCAUAUCAUAAAUCAGGCGUCCUUGAGAGAGCUCUUAUUGAAGGGGACAGACAGGUUAAGGGAGCUGCCAAUUAACAUCGGUCAACUAAGAAGACUGCAAAAGAUGACCAUUGGGAAUAAGUUGUUGACAAGCUUACCCACCUCUUUGGGAGAUUUGUCCUCCUUGACAAAUCUUUCAAUAUUUUACUCUCCCAACCUCGAAUAUUUCCCCCCUCUUCAAAAUUUGUCCUCCUUAAAAAGUCUUUCAAUUUGCAGUUGUCCCAAACUAAAAUACUUGCCCAACUCCCUUGGAGGAUCCUCCUUGACGAAUCUUGUAAUUCGUGACUGUCCCAAACUAAAAUCCUUGCGUCCUAACUCUCUUGGAGCUUUAUCCUCCUUAACCGAACUUAAAAUUAUUCAUUGUAACAGCCUGAAAUGUUUACCGAGCUCUGUGGAGCGUCUUAAUCUCUUAGAGCAUUUAACAAUACAGGUGUGCCCAGUUAAAUGUUUACCUUUUGCAUUGAGGAAUCUUAAGCAGAUUACUCUACAUAAUACAGAAGUGUGCAGGAUUUCAGUCUCUGAAGACCGUUAUCCGCGCCUCCAGAGUCUCUCUCUUUCUUCUAUGGAUCAUUUAAUGGAGAUCGAAGCACUACCAACGACAAUCAAGUCAAUAGAAUUGAAAUACUGUAAAAUAUUGAAGAAGAUAAGGGCUACUUGUGAUCUGGUAAACCUUGAACGCCUCAAAAUAGUGUCAUGUCCAGAGUUGGAUGAGCUUCCCAGCUUUGAACAUUCCACUUCUCUCAGAGAAUUUGAACUACGAGGUGGUUGCUACAGAAUUCAGGAAAUUGAAGGUUUGGAAUAUUGCACGAGAUUGGAAAGCUUGCGGAUAGAGACCUGUUGGGAUGUGCCUGUUAUAGAAAGUUUGGAGCAAAUGGACAAAUUGAGGAGGGUGGAAAUUAGAGCAAACAAGGGAUCAGCUAUUGAACGUUGCAUUCAAACAAUUAAGAAAUGGCCAGGUGAAAUAAAAGUAUGUUCUCGCGCAGUCCCUGAUGCGUCCUCACUUAUGCCUUUUUUGCUCCUUCCGAAUCUGGUGGUCUUUGACUCCUUCUCUAACCACAAAAUUCAGUCCAGGUCAAAAUUUGUGCGCGUCCAAUCCUCUAAUGGCGAUGCAAUCAUGAUCUGUUGUGUUAUAAAUUGUGUUUCUUCGCAAAUGCAACUGCAGCUAUCACCCCAUUGUCGUGGAGGACGUAAAUUCUUCGAAUAUCUACCCAAUGUUGAGAAAGGUAGAUGGAUAUUGUUAGCUGGUUUCACACUGCAGAGCGGGUAUUAUGACUGGCAAUCUGCCGAGGAAAUCGAAAUAGAAGCAAACAGAGAGGAAGCCGAAAUAGAAGAUAGAGUAAAAGAGGACAAAAUAGAGAAAUGCUUGGUUGUGAGGGUGGAAGAGCAAAGACUAGAGGAGGCAUUUCACAGCUUAUUGCCACUUUUACAAAGUUGAUAUAGUUGACAGAGUCGGUAAAUCAGAAGUAAUAUUUUCCCUAGGCAGAACGUGCUAGUAAUUACUAGCAAUUGCAUCUUUUUGGCAGAAGGUAUUUCGAAAAGUAUCAAAGGUGAAUUGUCUUUAAACAAGUAGUGUGGAAUAUAGAUUUGUAUAUCGUCUUUGUAUUGUUGGCACUAUUGAAAGUCUUUUUAAAUAUUAUAUCUAUGUAUUUUGUGAAA
Messenger RNA from Cryptomeria japonica (Japanese cedar), 3567 nucleotides. Its product is annotated as disease resistance protein RUN1-like. Gene Ontology annotation, molecular function: ADP binding. Gene Ontology annotation, biological process: defense response to fungus. The record is from RefSeq and is a predicted model, not a curated record. The transcript has 5 exons. NCBI's taxonomy places the organism in Eukaryota, Viridiplantae, Streptophyta, Pinopsida, Cupressales, Cupressaceae. The coding region runs from base 95 to 3346 and encodes 1083 amino acids.